AAUCCUCUUCCUCAGCAGAUCUUUGCUCAGAGUGAAUCCUCUUCCUCAGCAGAUCUUUGCUCAGAGUGAAUCCUCUUCCUCAGCAGACGAUCUUCGGCUCUCUUCCUGGUGAGAAUGGCAGCGGGCAGCGCGUGGAGGUCAAUGUUGUCCCAGGUGGUGGGGGGAGCGGUGAGGAGACCUGCUCUGUCUUCCUUUUCCAGAGGGAUGCAGACGGUCACACUGAUUCCUGGCGACGGCAUCGGCCCAGAGAUCUCCUCCGCUGUGAUGAAGAUCUUUGAGACAGCAAAGGCUCCGAUCAGGUGGGAGGAGAGGAACGUGACGGCGAUAAAGGGACCUGGCGGCCGAUGGAUGAUCCCCCCGGACGCCAAAGAGUCGAUGGACAAGAGCAAGAUCGGACUGAAAGGACCCCUGAAGACCCCCAUCGCCGCCGGCCACCCCUCCAUGAACCUGCUGCUGAGGAAGACCUUCGACCUUUACGCUAACGUGAGACCCUGCAUCUCCAUCGAGGGCUACAAGACGCCGUACACCGACGUCAACCUGGUCACCAUCCGGGAGAACACGGAGGGCGAGUACAGCGGUAUCGAACACGUGAUUGUGGACGGCGUCGUUCAGAGCAUUAAACUGAUCACUGAGGACGCCAGCAGACGGAUCGCUGAGUACGCCUUCGAAUACGCCAGAAACAACCAAAGAAACAGCGUGACGGCCGUCCACAAAGCUAACAUCAUGCGAAUGUCAGACGGUCUGUUUCUGAGGAAAUGUCGUGAGGUGGCUGAAAACUACAAAGACAUAAAGUUCACUGAGAUGUAUCUGGACACAGUCUGCCUCAAUAUGGUCCAGGAUCCGACCCAGUUUGACGUUCUGGUCAUGCCCAACCUGUACGGAGACAUUCUGAGCGAUCUGUGUGCCGGUCUGAUCGGAGGACUCGGGGUCACUCCCAGCGGGAACAUCGGCGCCAACGGAGUCGCCAUUUUUGAAUCGGUUCACGGCACCGCGCCCGACAUCGCCGGCUUGGACUUGGCGAACCCCACCGCCCUACUGCUCAGUGCCGUCAUGAUGCUGCGUCACAUGGGUCUCCAUGACUACGGCAACAAGAUCCAGACGGCGUGCUUCGACACCAUCAGAGACAAGAAGGUGCUGACGAAGGACCUGGGAGGAAACUCCAAGUGUUCAGAGUUUACAGCCGAUAUCUGCCGUCGCAUCCAGGACCUGGACUGAAGCUGCAGGAGCCGGGACCACCACGGGCACAGAGCCAUGCCUCCCCCUCUGCCUCCUCCCUCCCCCUCCCUCCCCCUCCCUCCCAGGGGAGACAGCGGGGGGGCUGAGCUGCAGUAUAUCUGUGUUUGUGUUUUUGCUUUAAUGACGUGGAGACGGGGCGGGGAGGGCGGGGCUUCUGUGGCAGCUACCUGAUUGGUUGACAUAAUGAAACAUUCACAGUAAACAUACGCACAAAUGUAACACGACCAAGUUUGAAUGAGUGUUAUUACAUCAUCAUCAUCAUCAUCAUCAUCUUCCUCAGAUGAAUAUGAACAGCUAAUAUCGGCCCUCCGCUUUGAUAUUUGAUAUUUUUUUAACAGUAAUGCUAAAGGUCCAUUUAUUUAUUGUUUCCUGUUACUGUGUCCUGCUGCAGAGAGAUAAACAUAUAAAGGAAGA
Molecule: messenger RNA, 1650 nt
Organism: Dicentrarchus labrax (European seabass)
Lineage: Eukaryota; Metazoa; Chordata; Actinopteri; Moronidae
Product: isocitrate dehydrogenase [NAD] subunit alpha, mitochondrial
Exons: 11
Coding region: 115-1215 (366 amino acids)
Biological process (GO): isocitrate metabolic process; tricarboxylic acid cycle
Cellular component (GO): mitochondrion
Molecular function (GO): NAD binding; magnesium ion binding; isocitrate dehydrogenase (NAD+) activity
Source: RefSeq, a predicted model, not a curated record